Molecule: messenger RNA, 747 nt
Organism: Trifolium pratense (red clover)
Lineage: Eukaryota; Viridiplantae; Streptophyta; Magnoliopsida; Fabales; Fabaceae
Product: zinc finger AN1 domain-containing stress-associated protein 12
Exons: 2
Coding region: 61-633 (190 amino acids)
Cellular component (GO): cytoplasm
Molecular function (GO): zinc ion binding
Source: RefSeq, a predicted model, not a curated record
AUUCAAUAUUAUUAAAUCUCACAACACAAAGACGCAAACAAAAUAUCAAAACUCAAAUCUAUGGCAUCAGGUGGAACAGAAGCUUUUCCAGAUUUAGGCAAACACUGCCAACAUCUUGAUUGUCACCAGCUCGAUUUCCUUCCUUUCACAUGUGAUGGCUGCACACAGGUAUUCUGUGUAGAACAUAGAUCCUACAAGGCUCAUGAAUGUCCAAAACACGACCACAACAGCAGAAAAGUGGUUGUUUGCGAAGAAUGUUCCAUGUCCAUGGAGAUCACAAACAACACCGGAGAAAACGAAGAAACAAUCUUAAAAAAGCACCACACUUCAGGGAAGUGUGAUCCUAGCAAGAAGAAGAAACCAACUUGCCCAGUGAAGCGUUGCAAAGAGAUUUUGACGUUUUCUAACACGAGUAUUUGUAAAACUUGCCACAUUAAGGUGUGUCUCAAACACCGUUUUGCAGCCGACCAUGCUUGUGGUAAAAGAGAUUCAUCUUCCUCCUUAACAAAUGCUGCUGGAAAUGCAAGAUGGAAUAAUAAGUUUAUGGCUGCUUUGGCUUCAAGGAAUAAUCAAGAUUGUGCCAAAAAAGCUGGAAAUCGUUCAACUACUUCUCCUUCUGUUAAGGCUUAUUGAAUUCUUAUUGGUUAAUGUGGAAUACAUGUUAUUCUUGUGUGGUUUGAUGUAAUGAUACAUUGCUUUUAAUUGCAAUUUGAAUGUUAAAACAAUAAAACUAGUACAUUACAACAA